This is a messenger RNA of Helianthus annuus (common sunflower), 1479 nucleotides long. RefSeq names its product muscle M-line assembly protein unc-89-like. The record is from RefSeq and is a predicted model, not a curated record. Lineage: Eukaryota; Viridiplantae; Streptophyta; Magnoliopsida; Asterales; Asteraceae. Bases 1 to 1479 code for a protein of 492 amino acids. The transcript has 2 exons.
AUGAAAAAGUUUGGCAGACCUACUCCUAAGCAAAAGCCAACUAAAAAGCCAGAUCCUGAGAAGAAGUCUUCUGCAGCCACUGAUGAAACAUCUGACAAAGAAAAGAAAAAGGGAGUUGAUGAAACCCUGAACAUUCUAGCAGAUGAAGUGGCUACAAAUAAAAAGACUGCUCAAAAUCAGAAAGAAACCAAGGAAAGGGAGUGGAGAAAGGAACAAAAGGCAAUUAAAGAAUGGGAAAUCAAAACAAAGGGUCUUGGCACUUCUGAAAGAAGAAAAUCUCACAAACAUAGCAAACCACCCCUUGCCACAUAUCCAAAAUCACCCUCACCACCAAAAACAAUUGGUCCCAAAACCACUGCUGGUACCAAAAGAACAUCCAUUGAUACACCUAAACCAACACCACCACCACAAAAACAGCCUACCAAAAAGCCUAUAACAAAACCAUCAUCACCAAUACCAUCCACUGCUGCAACAAAUGUUGACACUUCAACAAUUGCUAGUCAACCAAUCACCACUUUCCAAUUCCCUUCCCAAGCCAUACUCAUUCCUGUUUCCAAAUCCCCAACAAAAACCCCUUCUCCUACAAAGGUUUACACCAGAAAAAGAAAGUUUCAAGUGAAUGAUGAUGAUAUCCCUGCACCUACUGCUAUAUCAUCUUCACUUUUCAUUCAAACUAAUCCUGAACCAUUUAUUCCUCCACCAUCACCACCAUCAAACUUACUUGUUGACCCACAAGUACUUGAAGUGGAUGAUCCUGCAAAGAGAAAAUUUCCUUCCCUUCAUGGCUUUAGACCUCCAAAGAACAUGGAUGAGUAUUUAAAACUCAAAGCCAGGCAAGCUGAAUUGCAAGCCAAAUAUGAAGGAAAAGGGCAAGGUGAUGGUAACAUCUCAAGUGGAAUGCAGCAUGGGCUUAGUAAAGUCAAGAAAUUGGAAGACUAUGCAAGAGACUUAAGUAAAGAGAUGUCAAACUUACCAUCAAAUACUGAUCUGCAAAAGAAGCUGAGGAAAGAUCUCUUAGAGCUUAUCAUGAGAGACAAAUUCUAUCCUGCCAAAGUUGAACAAUUUAAAGACUGGCCACUCAUUGCACUCAAAGAUGAAGUUAAUAGAAUUGAAAGGAUAAGAAAUGAUCCUCAAAUGAAAAGAUCUGCACCAGAUUGGAAUAAGUACAAAAAGACUAUUGCAGAACUUACCCUGGAAUAUAAAAGGAAGAAGGCUGAGUUGGUUGCAGCCAAGUAUGGUUCAGCAAAGACCAUCUCAAAAUGGUUUAGGCAAUAUAUAGAUAUGGUCUAUGAGAAGCUUGAAAAACUAAGAGAAACGGAUCCCAUAGCACCAAAAAAACCAACAUACAAAAGCAAAACCACUGAUGAGCCAAAGCAGCAGACCUUCUCUCCAAAAACAUUGUUCACAUCAUCUGACACAUCCAUCAUUGCCUUAAAUCAAAGAAAAAGGCAAAAGCAGAUUGAUGAAGAAGAUGCAUAG